Suillus clintonianus is the source of this 435-nucleotide messenger RNA. RefSeq lists its product as uncharacterized. NCBI's taxonomy places the organism in Eukaryota, Fungi, Basidiomycota, Agaricomycetes, Boletales, Suillaceae. The record is from RefSeq and is a predicted model, not a curated record. Bases 1 to 435 code for a protein of 144 amino acids. The transcript has a single exon.
AUGGGUUUGGGAUCAUUCUGUUCGCUUGGUGCUGUCCAUUCGCGUCGAGUUCCAUCUCUUGGUGGCUAUGGUAAGUAUCACGGUGAAAUCAUACUCCUUGUUGGAUGUUUUAGUGGGAUGGUGUUUGGAGGGAUCCAUUGUCUAGGCUGGAAUUCUUCGUUCCAGAAUCACACUGAACAGAUACUAUGGCAUGCGGCUUCCCUUGCGGUAGCGUGUGCACCGCUUUACAUUUAUUUUCUAUUUUGCUAUAAGAAUUGGUUGACCUUUAUGAAUGAUUGUAACAUAUAUUUCAUGUUAAUUACUGCAAGCAUCAGCGCUUUCAUAUAUGUUGCUGCACGUCUUACAUUAAUUGUACUUAUGCUGCAGAGCUUGCGAUCACUGCCUCCUGGCGUGUACGAUACAGUAGUUUGGAUCAAGUUUGUUCCGCAUCUGUAG